AUGGAACACCUUAAACUUGGAGAUUUUAUUGGAUGUACUCUAUAUAUCACAUUGAGCAAGGAAAGAUUCAUACAAGGGACAUUGGUAGCCGUCGAUUCGCAGGCUAACUUGUUAUUGGAUUACGUAUGGGAGCGAACUAUUACAAAAGACAUAACUAAUGCAAAAUAUAAUGACAGACUUAUGGGACUUGUUAGUGUGCCUAGUGAUACUAUAAUGUCGAUAAAAAUAACGAAAACUAAGGUGAAUAAGUUGGUCACGUUGAAAAAUGAAAUGUUGAGUUCUAUAGUUUGA
Naumovozyma dairenensis CBS 421 is the source of this 291-nucleotide messenger RNA. It is a transcript of the gene MAK31, whose product is annotated as Mak31p. Lineage: Eukaryota; Fungi; Ascomycota; Saccharomycetes; Saccharomycetales; Saccharomycetaceae. The coding region runs from base 1 to 291 and encodes 96 amino acids. The record is from RefSeq and is a predicted model, not a curated record. Gene Ontology annotation, cellular component: NatC complex. The transcript has a single exon.